This is a messenger RNA of Oppiella nova, 396 nucleotides long. Lineage: Eukaryota; Metazoa; Arthropoda; Arachnida; Sarcoptiformes; Oppiidae. The record is from the annotation of a GenBank genome assembly.
AGAAGACACGGCAGCGACUUGUUAUGGAUAGUAUGUCACGACUGGAAGUGCUCGCAAUACAAGUAUUCAAAGCAAAGAACUCCUGAUUUGGUUCGCGAGGAUGUCUUCAAUGAGCCACUGAUUAAGUCAUUACUGGUCGCGAAUCCAAGAGUGCGGACACGGAUUGAGAGGAUAUUGACUGAAAUGAGUCACACCUUCUCCUUAAGAACCGUACGAUUUGUGGGAUAUUUUUUGACCAAAAUUAUGAAAAGCAUUUACAAAAGCGUUUUCGUGGACAACCAGUUGGCACUGAAUCCCAGUUCAAUGUUUGCAGACAAGACAAGGACAUCGAGUUUGAGAGAAACACUCAACGGUUUGGCCAAAGAGUGUCCCGUACUAUACGUGCCAUCGCAUCGA